CGCCCGCGCCGCCGUCCGGGCUGGCUCCGCCGCUCCAUCCUUGCCAUGCGUUCGCUGCGGACUCUGCAGCUGCUCGUCCUGGGCCUGCUCCUCGCCAGCCCCACGGACCCCGCUCGCCUGGGCGUGAGCCGCCCUUCCCAGCUUGGCCGCUUUUCCUGGGAUAACUGUGAUGAAGGGAAGGACCCCGCGGUGAUUAAAAGCCUGACUGUGGAGCCUGACCCCAUUGUCAUUCCUGGGAAUGUAACCGUCGGCACAGAGGGCAAGACCAGCGUCCCCCUCACGUCUCCUCUGCAGGUGGAGCUGACUGUGGAGAAGGAAGUGGCCGGCCUGUGGAUCAAGAUCCCGUGUGUGGAGCAGCUUGGCAGCUGUACCUAUGAGGACAUCUGUAACCUGCUUGCCAAUUUCAUUCCCCCCGGGGAGCCCUGCCCAGAGCCCCUGCACACCUACGGGCUUCCCUGCCACUGUCCCUUCAAAGAAGGCACCUACUCACUGCCCAGAAGUGACUUCACACUGCCUGCCCUGGAGCUGCCUGGCUGGCUCAGCAGCGGAAACUACCGAAUCCAGAGCAUCGUGAGCGGCGGCGGGAAGCGGCUGGGCUGUGUCAAGAUCUCGGCCUCUCUGAAGGGCACAUAACUUGGCAUUCGGCUCAGCAAAGCCAGGGGAUGAGGGAGGCCCUCUUCCUCGGCCUUGAGUCGCACCCUCAGCUCCUCUCCCCACUGCUCUCUUCGGGGACUCCGCACUCACUGGAAAUCGCCAUGUGCCACUUAGGUUCCCGGCUAGGGCCAGCGGCCUCAGGGAGGGCAAGGGGCCGUUCUCCAGAGUCCCACACCUCUGCAGGGCUGAUCCCGUCCCCCUUCUCCCACCCUGAGCUUCUCUCACUUCCAGAGCAGUCCAGGGACAGGAGCCACCGUGUCUGGGACCUUCAGUUCUGACUGACCCAGUCCUGGCCUCCGGAAGCACCUGUCUGACUUUGUUUGCUUUUUUUUUUGGUCCUGGGGAUCGAACUUGGGACCCUGUGCUUUCGAGGCAGGCACCAGAACCACUGAGCUAAAUCCCCAGCCCUGUUUGCUUUUGAUCAUGACUUGAAAGUGCCAGUAUUAAUAUUUUUCUCUUCUCCAAACCCCUCCUGCAGUAAAGGGGCUGAAGUAGUUCGUCUGUUCCUCCAUUAAUUUCUCCAAUUCAGUUUGCAUUCAUUCCGUGGUUUGCAUGGUCAGCACUGGGGCAGGGUGUGUGGGGUGAAGCUGCCUUGCAGAAAUUAAUGAUCUCAAGAAUACUGUAGGUGUUUGAGAUCAUUUACAAACUCAGGCACCUGCAGGGCCAAGCAAAAUUAGGAACCUCUAGAAACAGCUGGCUUCCAGGCGUGACCUCUACUUUUACUUCUUUGAUAAACUUAACAGAUCUCCAAGGAUUCCUUAUGCUGUGUGAGAAGUCAGGGCGACUGCCCUGAUACAGGAGCCAAUAGUCCAUCUCCAUGGGUUCGGGCAGCUGCCAUGCGGUGUGGCCCCUUGGGCCAUGGAAGAGUAUUACGGGCCCAGUGUUCCCAGGGUCCCCAUUGUGCUCCCUAGAGAGGCCAAAAUCCAGAUUUUUAUAUGAAAUCUUACAAUUUUUAAAUAUCGGCAGCUCAUUAUCUUUUUAUACAUUGUACAGGCUGAAGCCCAGUCUGGGUUGUCCUGCUGCUGGGCCCAAGACUGGACCGGCCUUGUCCUUCCACUUUCCAGGCAGCUCCUCUACCAGCCUCUCUCCACAGUGUCGGGCCUGAGCAGAUCAGCAGCUGUGUGGGCAGCAAGAUUCGGGAGGAGGCCGUACCUCCCUUGCCAGCUGCUGGGCCCUGUGCUCCGACCUGUUGUGCUUGACACCCUCCCGAGCCAGAGAGCCCCGCGUUCUGGACUCAUUUGCAGCAAUAAACCUUUUUAACUUGUGAGAA
Messenger RNA from Heterocephalus glaber (naked mole-rat), 1924 nucleotides. NCBI's taxonomy places the organism in Eukaryota, Metazoa, Chordata, Mammalia, Rodentia, Bathyergidae. The record is from RefSeq and is a predicted model, not a curated record.